AUGUUUCGUGCAGACGCGGAGACCGCGAAAGCGCCCAUUGCUGUGGUUCCGGAUGUUGUCGACAAGGAAGGGGACUCAAAAUACGAGGACAUGAAGGGGGAUGCGGCUGUGGAAGGAUCCCCAGACGUCUUACUGGACUUGGCCCUAUAUCACGAGCAUAACGCGGGCCGUCUAGUUGUGGACCCGGAGGAGGCACUGAUAGAAUUUGGGGAGAAGAUCGCAAAUGACCCGGAAGAUCCUCAAAAUUGGUCGGAUUCGCGGAAGAAUUUUCAGCUCUUCAUUAUCACAGUUGCCGCUGUCAUCCCCGACUUCGACUCAGGCAUCGGCAUUGCAUCUAUAUUUGCUCUUGCAGAACAAUAUGACACGACCACGGGAGUGAUCAACAAUCUGACAUCCAAUUGGAGCAUCUUCCUUCUGGGUUGGGGUAGCCUGUUCGCUGUGAUGCUCGUGCGGAGGUAUGGCCGCCUACCCGUGCUGUUCUGGUCGCAGGUGCUUGCCCUCGGCUUUUUGCUAGGCUGUACCUUCGCACCAAACCUCAAAACAUUCACGGCUAUGAGGUGUCUCACUGCGUUCUUUGGGACAUGCCCACAAGUGACCGGUUUGUACUUCGUCACCGAUAUGUACCCGUUCCACCUCCAGGCACGAAAGCUUAAUAUUUGGACAAUGGGGUUCAUCAUUUCGCCGUUCAUCUCACCAUUCCUCUUCGGCUUCCUUGUCGCCCGCGCGAGUUGGCGCUGGACAUAUGGAAUCGGUUCGAUAUACGGGGCAAUCGUGGUCUUCCUCAUCACGUUCUUCGCGGAGGAAACCAUGUACGAUCGUGCCUUGCCAAAUCCGCGGCCCAUUCCCCGCACGACGUCGCGUCUACGAUAUAGGGUUGAAACUCUGUUAGGUAUCACGGGCGCACGGAUGGCGCGUUAUCGAACAAGAUGGCGAGACACCAUACUGGCAUGCCCUUCGAUCAUUUGGCGACCGCAGAUACUGGGCAUACUUCUCUUCGAGGCUAUGCUCUUCGGUUUCAGUAUCGGUAUCAACACUACGAACGCCGUCUUCCUUGGCACCCCUCCACCGGUUGGAUACGGAUUCAGUCAGUACGCUGUGGCUGGCGCCUAUGGAACUCCAAUCGUUGCAGUCAUAAUCGGCGAAUUGCUUGGCAGAUACUUCAAUGACUGGGUGAUGAAUUUCUGUAUCCGGCGCAACAAGGGCGUGUUCGAGGCUGAGAUGCGGCUCUGGACAAUCUAUAUCGCAUUACCUCUCUACAUAUGUGGCUUCCUCGUACUGGGGGCUUCAUUCCAGAAGCACUUGGGCGUGGGCGCCCUUGUGAUGGGUUGGGGUAUCGCGGAAGUGGCUGUCAUGAUAACUACUGUCGCUGUCUACGCCUAUUGCAAUGACUGCUUCCCUACCAGACAGGGCGAGAUUUCGGCAUUGAUCAAUCUCACCCGUACCUUGGGCGGGUUCAGCGUAGCGUAUUUCCAGGUGCCGUGGGCCACGAAGAACGGCGCGUUGCAAACGUUCGGUGUCGAAGCCGCCAUUGUAGCAGCGCUGUUCAUGCUCAUAGUACCCGUGCUGCAGUGGAAAGGUGCAAGCUUCCGGCAACGGUAUUCACUAUGA
Fomitopsis serialis is the source of this 1608-nucleotide messenger RNA. RefSeq names its product MFS general substrate transporter. Gene Ontology annotation, biological process: transmembrane transport. The coding region runs from base 1 to 1608 and encodes 535 amino acids. NCBI's taxonomy places the organism in Eukaryota, Fungi, Basidiomycota, Agaricomycetes, Polyporales, Fomitopsidaceae. The record is from RefSeq and is a predicted model, not a curated record. The transcript is spliced from 20 exons. Gene Ontology annotation, molecular function: transmembrane transporter activity.